Messenger RNA from Harmonia axyridis, 712 nucleotides. RefSeq names its product putative gustatory receptor 28b. The transcript is spliced from 4 exons. The record is from RefSeq and is a predicted model, not a curated record. NCBI's taxonomy places the organism in Eukaryota, Metazoa, Arthropoda, Insecta, Coleoptera, Coccinellidae. Gene Ontology annotation, cellular component: membrane; neuronal cell body; dendrite. Gene Ontology annotation, biological process: sensory perception of taste. The coding region runs from base 35 to 682 and encodes 215 amino acids.
ACUUGCAAUAAGGUUCGAGAAGGUGAACGAUACAAUGAUAGAAAUCUUCAAGAAAGCAACCAAGGAUAAAAUAAUCUUCAAUCAUCUGAUACAUGAGGAUCUUAUUUCGGAAGGAAUUUCGAUUAUGUGUCGACAACACCAUCAACUAUGCCAAAGGAUGAGGAUUCUGAAUGAUGCUUUUGGAUUUCAACAAUUGACUUCGAUUGCUGUUUCAGUUUGUAACAUUCUGUUUCAGACAUAUUAUUUGUAUGUUAUUCUCGCAGAAAAUAAUAUAACUCCACUUGCCAUCAUAACUCCGCUCAUUUGGACUUUGGAUGAAAUGAUGGAGAUACAACUGUUGGUUACUUCUUGUGUAGAAGUCUGUGAUAAUGCAAAUUCAACAGCUGCUAUUUUACAUGAUAUGAGGAACAAUAAUUUCAAUAUUUCACUUGAAGAAAAUGUACAAACAUAUUCCUUACAAAUGCUCCAUCAAAAGAUAGAGUUUUCUGCUAUGGGAUACUUUGUUAUUGAUUAUACCCUCAGCUAUUCAAUAGUGGGUGCAGUGACGACGUACUUGGUAAUUUUCAUUCAAUUUGAUCAAGGGAGUCGUAAAAGUGUCAUGGUUGAUACAACUACUUCUUCAGAUGAUACUUUUUCGUUGAUAGCGAAUACAACUAGUUCUUAUGCAAUGAAUUUUCAUUGAAGAUUCAAUAAAUAUAUCAUUAUAAGUAAU